Molecule: messenger RNA, 1466 nt
Organism: Trichobilharzia szidati
Lineage: Eukaryota; Metazoa; Platyhelminthes; Trematoda; Strigeidida; Schistosomatidae
Source: the annotation of a GenBank genome assembly
CUAUGAUACCUUUUAAUAACUCUAUUGGAAGUAACUCACGUGUACCACCAAUUUACAGCAUAAAUAAAUAUCCAAUAUUACCAAACAGUACAUCUGGGAAUGAUUUAUCUAAUCGUAUUCCUCAUUUCUCAACUACCUCUCGUAGAGGUAGACGAUCAGCUAUUCCACCUGAAAUUAGAGAACAAACACGUCGAGUAAGAAAGCAAAAUUUGGAACGUAAACGACGUGCAUGUAUCUCAGAUAAAAUAAAUGCCUUAUAUAAUUUGGCGAUGAAUCUAAUUGGAAUUGAUUCAAAUGAAUGUCAUAAAGUUGAAAAGGCUGAUAUUCUGAAUAUAUGUCAUAGUGUAUUCAAAGGGAUUGCAAAUAUUGUCAAAGAUGAUCCUGAAUUACAAUUACGUUUAAGAAAAUUACGUGAUAAUUUGAAUGGCACAUCAUCCAGUUCAACGUUAUCCUCAUUGGCGGCAUCAACAUCAUCUGUUGAAAUAAUAAAAGAUGAUCCAGUCAGAUUCAUUGAGAAAAUGAAGUUAGAUCAACAAGAAGACAAGUCAUUGAAUAAAUAUCCUCAAUAUCAGAAUGUAUCACCAUCAUCAUCAAAAGUAUUUAUCCCGCCUUCUUCUUCCCUAUCAUCAGUAUACUCUCCAUCAAAUAGUAUUGAGUACCAACAAUAUAUUAAUAGUGAAGAUAAAGAAAAUCUAAAGAUACCAGAAUUAACUAUGAGGAAUGUUUCAUCAUACACAAAGUAUAUACCUAUUACUACUCCUGCUCCUCUACCUCCUCCUAGUGUCAUUCUUACACCCUGUAUGAAUAGUGAUACAUCCCAUUGGGUGCUGUCAUCGCCAUUAUCAUCCUCUGUCAUACAGUCAACUCCACUAAAUAAUGUACAAUUAAAUAAUCUUAUGCAUUUACAAGAACGAAAUAGGCAGUAUGCAUCAACACCGAUACAUCAGCCUACUAAAGUAUUUAAUUCACCAAUCAAUUAUUCUAGAGACAGUGGUUUUGAUAGUAUUCAAUCAAUCGAAAUGACACCAAAUAUCAAACAAAUGUUUACAUCGAAUGAAGAUACUAGUCCAGUUCGAUUGAUGAAUACUUCUGUGUUCAAAGAAACGUCGAAUACAACAUCUUCAAUGUCAUCAGAAAAUUAUCAGUCUGUUCUGUCAAUUCCUGAAUUGAAUAGAUUGCCUGUUUUUGAUGUGAUAAAGAAGUUGAAGGAUACUCCAUUGUCGUUGAGUAGUAGUAGUAGUGAUUCAACUGCAGCCAAUACUAGUGAUAUUUGUUCAUCGAUUGUAGUUACUCAUAGUAACUCAGUUGCUUGUUGUACUAGUGAUCCUUCUGUUACACCUAUGUGGAGACCAUACUUAGAUUAACUGUUUUAAAAAUACUUUUUUUCCACUUUGAUUGGCGCCAUACAGUUUAUUGUAUAUAAUUAGAAUUCUUACAUGCACACAGGACAUUCAUUGUAUAUACAU